UUGUAGUUUACAAGGCGACUGUUUACAUUCAGACUCUAUAAAUGCUGACUGCAUUCUUGUUCAAGCUUCGUCAUCGUUUCGUUUCUCCAACAGCAAACCUUGCAAAUUUUUCAUCUCCGAUUCUCAGUUGUUUAAAAUAAUGGGGGGAGGUUGUAAUGUGGAUGAUCAGGAAUUUGCUUCUGCUUUAACUCUUGUGUUAGUUGGGAAAACGGGUAAUGGAAAGAGUGCUACUGGAAAUAGCAUCCUUGGUACCAAGAGUUUCCAAUCAAGGCGAAGUUCAUCUGGAGUUACGAUCAAAUCUGAGUGGAAAACCACAAAAAUGCAAGAUGGACGUGUGGUUAACGUGAUUGAUACACCGGGAUUGUUUGAUAUAUCUGCGGAUCCUGGUUUUAUCUGGAACGAAAUCGUCAGUUGCAUCCAUAUGGCCAGGGAUGGUAUUCAUGCUGUUCUAGUUGUUUUUUCUAUCUGCAAUCGCUUUUCGGAGGAGGAACGUGCUGUAAUAUGUGGUUUGGUUGAUUUGUUUGGGAACAAAAUUUACGAUUAUAUGAUAAUAGUCUUUACUUGUGGCGAUGAACUUGAUGAAGAUGGAAAGAGUUUGGAUGAAUUCUUAUCUGGCUGUUCAGAACAAUUGAAGGAAGUUCUUUGCCUAUGUGGCAAUCGUUGUGUUCUUUUUGAUAACAGGUCGAAAGAUGAAGCGAAAAAAUUAAGCCAGGUGCAUGAGCUUCUUUCUCAAGUAAACAUGGUGUUAGAUAAAAAUGGUGGAAAGCCGUAUUCAAGUGAAAUAUUUGCUAUGUUUAAGAAGGAGUUCGCUGAAAAUGAGUCGUUAACACUGAAUGACAAGCAGUUGAAACCAUUAAUUGAACUGCUUGAAUCAAAGUUCAUUGAGAUUGAAUUGAAGCUUAAAAAACUACUGGAAGAGGAGCAAGCUGCACGUCUGAAGGCGGAAAUGAAAGCUAUCGAGGUGAAAAAGAAAUGUGAGGAGAAUGUACAAGGGAUGAAAGAGCAGCUAGAUGAGGCCACGGAAGCUUUGAAACACUGGCGGUGUAGUAUUAUGUGACUCAAUUGAACAUAGUUUGAACUUUGAAGCACUAUUGAGUUUAUGUAUUUUGGAAGUCACAUAUCUGGUGAACUUUGAAGCAGUAUUAAGUUUAUGUAUUUUGGAAGUCACGUAUCUGGUUGAGAAUGCUCUGGACUUAAUUUUUUUUUGAAAAUGAUUAAUCUAUCGAUUGCAUAA
This is a messenger RNA of Helianthus annuus (common sunflower), 1234 nucleotides long. Its product is annotated as immune-associated nucleotide-binding protein 9. The transcript has 6 exons. Gene Ontology annotation, molecular function: GTP binding. Lineage: Eukaryota; Viridiplantae; Streptophyta; Magnoliopsida; Asterales; Asteraceae. The record is from RefSeq and is a predicted model, not a curated record. Bases 140 to 1057 code for a protein of 305 amino acids.